Echinostoma caproni is the source of this 139-nucleotide messenger RNA. Lineage: Eukaryota; Metazoa; Platyhelminthes; Trematoda; Plagiorchiida; Echinostomatidae. The record is from the annotation of a GenBank genome assembly.
UGUGGAUGGCGUAUUCUCCUUCCUGUUGCGCACGAUGCAUUGUGACGAUCUGAAUAAUCGACUGGUCAUUGUGGAAAACAGUGGUGGCAUCCUGCGCAACAUUUCAGCCGUGGCAGCUGGUCGAGAAGAUUAUCGGUAA